CACUCUUUCUCUUCGUCGAAUUCCCGGCUAAAAAAACCGCAAAAUUUCGUUGGAUCUUCGAGAGCGUGCUUCGAAGAGCAGACAUUUUUAUUUCGGUCACUUCGAAUUUACACAAAGAGGCAGCAAUGGAUGAAGGCUGGGAUGAAUCUCCAGUAAUGGAUUAUGCUGCUGGUGUUAAAUCCAAUGAAGGCAGUGCUUUUUCAAAAGGUAGAGGUUUUGCUAUAUCCCAGGAGGCGAGUAGUGAUCCUUUCAACAACGAUACUUGGGGUGAUAAUGGAGAUUCUAAUUGGGGAGGCAAUGCUGAUGGUGGCUCGAAUCAAGACAGAGAUUAUCGUGGUGGUUCAUACAACAAUGAUGAAGGUGACAAUGAUGGUUCAUCAAACAGAGGAAGAGGUAGAGGAAGAGGCAGAGGUAGAGGCGGCGGCCGUGGAGGUAGGGGAGGCCGAGAUAAUGCAGGAUAUUCAAAUGGUGGUGGUGGUGGCGAUUACGAUGAUCAAAACGAUGAUGGUUCUAAUGAAAAACGAGAACAAAAGCCUAAGGAUAUCUAUGUCCCAGAGCAUCUAGCAGAUGACGAAUUGUUCAAUACUGGCAUAUCCUCUGGUAUCAACUUUUGCAAAUAUGAAGAUAUCAGUAUUAAUAUAACAGGGGAGGAUUAUCCGCAGGGUAUCAAUUCUUUUGAGGAAGCCGGUUUGCGCCCCAUUGUGUUAGAAAAUAUAAAAAAAUCCGGCUACAAUAAGCCGACGCCGAUCCAAAAACACUCGAUUCCGAUAAUCGCGAAAGGUCGUGAUUUGAUGUCUUGUGCCCAAACAGGUUCUGGAAAAACGGCAGCUUUCCUCUUGCCCAUCAUUAACAAGUUAUUGUCUGACAAGCCACUUGUGAUAGAAGGUGAUCAUGUUGAACCUCAGGCACUAAUUGUCUCGCCAACCAGAGAACUUGCUAUUCAGAUUUAUGAACAGGCUAGAAAAUUUGCACUGAGAAGCUUUCUCAAAAUAGUCGUCGUAUAUGGAGGAACUAGUGUCAACUAUCAACUUUCACAGAUUAUGAAGGGAUGUCACAUCUUGGUUGCCACGCCAGGCAGAUUAAGGGAUUUUGUUGAAAAGGGAAACAUUAGUUUUUCGUCUGUGGAAUGCGUUAUAUUGGAUGAAGCAGAUAGGAUGCUUGAUAUGGGUUUUAUGCCUGUUGUUGAAGAGAUACUAACUCAUCACACUAUGACGCUAAUGUUCUCGGCGACGUUCCCAGAAGAAAUUCAGCAUCUCGCUGGUAAAUUUUUGCACAACUACAUUUUUGUGACCGUCGGAAUUGUUGGCGGUGCAUGCUCGGAUGUAGAGCAAAUCUUCUUCGAAGUUGAUAAAUACCAAAAGAGGACCAAAUUGAUAGAAAUACUUAAUGAACAAGGUUCCGAUAAGAGAACGUUGGUUUUCGUGGAGACUAAACGCACCGCUGAUUUCCUGGCUUCAUUUCUGAGUGAGAAUAACAUGCCGACUACUAGUAUCCAUGGAGACCGCUUACAGAGGGAGCGCGAGAAAGCCUUAUAUGACUUCAAGACUGGUUCAAAACCAAUUUUGAUCGCUACAGGUGUUGCCGCGCGCGGUUUGGACAUCAAAAAUGUCCACCACGUGAUCAACUUUGACUUGCCCAGCAGCAUCGACGAAUACGUUCAUAGGAUUGGUAGGACGGGGCGCGUCGGAAAUAGUGGAAAAGCUACAAGCUUUUACGAGUCAGAAGUGAACGGACCCAUUGCAAGCGCAUUGGCUAGAAUACUCCAACAGGCUGGGCAGGAAAUCCCCGCUUGGCUAGGCUCCGCCUCGAUGGCAGGUGACUUUAACAAGUUUGGAGGAACCGAUGUACGAGGUGACAAUUUUGGUGCGCAGAAUUACGAUCAAAAUCCCGUGGAGGAAAUUGAAGAGGAAUGGUAAUUCCUUAUUCAUACGUUUAUCAUUUUAUAGAAUGAACUUUAUAUUUAGUUCCAAAGGCUGUUUGUUGAUUUCCUAUAUAUAUUAUAUUUUCUAUAUUGCGUUUAUUAUUCG
Molecule: messenger RNA, 2027 nt
Organism: Nicrophorus vespilloides
Lineage: Eukaryota; Metazoa; Arthropoda; Insecta; Coleoptera; Silphidae
Gene: Vasa
Product: ATP-dependent RNA helicase vasa
Exons: 8
Coding region: 126-1916 (596 amino acids)
Biological process (GO): gamete generation; cell differentiation
Cellular component (GO): P granule; nucleus
Molecular function (GO): ATP binding; RNA binding; RNA helicase activity
Source: RefSeq, a predicted model, not a curated record